AUGACUCUACCAUUAUCGAGAAUAGACUACACAGCCGUGGGUGUUACAUCUCGAGGCACAACAAAGAUUUUCUCCGCGUCGGAGCAUAGACAAACUCAGAAGUUUGCUGUUGCUGACCACGAUGGCGUGUUACACGUCUACGGUAUGAAGAAGGGCGAGCUACAGCUGUCGUUCAAGUCUCUGCCCGGCCCGAAGAUUAAUAAACUAGUUCUGGGUGGUUCCGCGCGCGAUAAGAUUUACAUUGCACACGGAAACACCGUGAAGGGUUACUCGAAAAAAGGAAAACUGUUCCUAGAUUUCGACACAAAUCUGAUAGAUCCCAUUUCAGCGAUGUGUGUGAUUGGACCGCAUCUUGCGGCAUGUGCUCGGGAUCUCUAUCACAGAUACCACGAUUGCAAAGACGCUGACUCUUAUUUAGCUGGUGAAACCUUAUACGAUGUUGUACUUUUGCCCGCCGAAGGUUCUACCGUCUACGCGAUUCUCGCUUGCGGAGAUUGCGCGGUACGAGUCCUUCAUGGAACAAAGAGCCCAGCGGUUCUUAGGCUACCAAGCGUGCCUACGGUCCUAUCUUUAUACAGAGAGGGUGAUGUCGAGUCUAAAGACCGUGUUCUGGUCGGAACCAUGGAUGGCAGGAUAGGUUUACUGAUACUUCAGGGUAACAAAACAUUGAGGAUCACUUGGUUGCUGAACGUGACAGGCUCCGAGGUCACUUCUUUGGACACUUACGAAUUGCAAGACGGUUUGGAUAUACUUGUCGGUCGGCAAGACGGUACUGUCGAGGUGUACACAUUUCCUGACGAAGACACGUCACCGUCCUUUCGCUAUCGUUACAACGCCAAUGAGAGUAUCAGUUCGGUGGUAGGUGGUGUAAUUGGAGCUGCAAAGUAUCCCGAGGUUCUGGUUACGACGUAUUCAGGCCGGAUAUUUGGCUUGACCACCAGACCACCUGGACUCUUGGAGUCUGAUCAAAAUGACGGUUUGAUCAAGUUGAAAGCAGAGAUACAGCAAUUGCAGGAGAAACUUAACGAAGAAAAGGAAGCGGCUAAUUUUACUGUCGACCCUUUGGCGCCGUUAAUUUUGUCAGUGAAUCAUAGGAUGGUUUUGAACCAAGAAGACGCAUCGUAUUCGCUAUCCAUAGAACUUGAUACCCCGAUAGACAAUAUUUUAGUUCAAUCAGACACACCGAUAAAAUUACUGGAUGUGGAGAGCAAUAGUGCUGUAGUCAGCCUCUCUGCUUGCAAUCCUAGAGAUGGCAAUUUUGUUCUUGCUACUUAUCGUUGCCAAGUGAAUACUAAUCAUCUUGAAAUGAGAUUAAGAACCAUCGAAGGUCAACCAGGUGUUUUACAAAUCUAUGUAACUUCACAGGUACAGCCGAAAUGCUGUCGUAGAAUAUCGAUACCCAUAUACGCCCUUUCCCUUCACGUAAGACAACACGAAACAGACGACACAGAGUUCUCUGGAAAGUCUUUUAACGAAUUGAAACUGAUUGGAAGCUUCACCGUUGCGGAGAUGCACGCCUGGCUUUCUUUGAUACUACCCGAUGUUCCUGAAAGGCCUCACUUGCAAGAAGGCGAAGCUACUUUAACGUACGUUUCGUCUUUCGUGGGCACAAUCUUGAAAUGCACGUACAAAAAAGGAAACGCCAUUUUCCAUGGGGAGAAUAUAUCGAGUAUCAUAAUUCUCAGAGAUAUAUUGACGAGAGAAGCAACAAAGAGAAAAAUUAAGUUAGAUGUAUUUUGUGAUGUCGCGGAGGGCAGUAUAUCCAGAGUGGUGGAGUUAAUGCUACCGAGAUUGAACACGGCACACAAAUUAAUUACGAAAGUAAAAAUUUUAAACGCGCUAGAGGAAUGGGAGUUGAAAGAAAAUCCAAAACAGAAUCUGUGCUCGGAGUACCAAGGGUUGCUACAGGAGGAAACGGAAAUCAAAUCGCAAAUGGCGAAGGAUAACGAAAUUUUAGAUAGGCUGCACGGGGUAAUUACAGAUCUUUAUGUCGAUUGGGAAAGAGCCAAACGGUCUCGCAGGAUUAGUAGCAAAGAUGCGGCGGAAAAGCUCAACGCAGCCCUCGAAUCCAGAGAAAUGGCUCAGCUUUUACAUGUUUUCAUUGAUACAAGUAACACGGUGCCUGCACCAUCUUUAACACCGUCGAUUAUUUAAGACUGAACUACAGAUUUUUUUUAUGUGGAGAAU
Colletes gigas is the source of this 2187-nucleotide messenger RNA. RefSeq names its product Bardet-Biedl syndrome 7 protein-like. The record is from RefSeq and is a predicted model, not a curated record. Gene Ontology annotation, molecular function: protein binding. The transcript has 13 exons. NCBI's taxonomy places the organism in Eukaryota, Metazoa, Arthropoda, Insecta, Hymenoptera, Colletidae. Gene Ontology annotation, cellular component: membrane; neuron projection; axoneme. Gene Ontology annotation, biological process: cilium assembly; intracellular transport; intracellular protein localization. Bases 1 to 2154 code for a protein of 717 amino acids.